AUGAUUGAAAUAUCUACUUUAUUUAAACAGCUAAACCGUCAGACAGCAUUAGAAUCUAUACAGCGUGAAGCAGCAAUUGCAGAACCUGCGAUACCCUACACAGCUUUGUGCGAUAAAAGUGCUAAUGAGUGCUCAGAAAAGCAAUGCGGUACUUGCAACAAGAUCCACUUUGAUGCUAUUGUUGCUAGCAAUACUGAUGUUUCUUUGGGAGAUUGUUCUUAUCUUAAUACUUGUUUUAAAGGGAAAAACUGUCGCUAUGUGCACUAUCACAUUUCUCUACCCGAUAAAGUGCAGAAAAAGAUACAAGAGCAGUCUAAGUUUGAUACCUUUAUCUACCCAUGUGAAGGUGUUAUACACAGAAAGGAGCUUACCAUGCAAUGGAUCAAUAUUGAUGUUCGAAAGCUGGAAUUUUCGGCGUUAGGUCAAUUUGCUAUUGUUAUUGCAGAUCUAGCACCAUGGGAUAUUCAUACAAACACUAUCAGUCAUACUCCGCAUAUUCAUGAAGCAACUUCUGAUGAAGACAUGCUGCAGUUCCACAUGGAGUGUUUGCAGACUGAAGGAGUCUUUUUCUUAUGGGUCACAGGCCGUGCCAUUGACAUUGGGCGUAAGUGUUUGCGCAAGUGGGGUUACAAGCACAUUGAGGAGCUGAUUUGGUGCAAGACCAACCAGUUAAGUCGAACUAUUUGCACAGGCCGUACUGGUCACUGGCUUAACCAUUCGAAAGAGCACGUUCUCAUGGGAAGAGUCAAAGGUAACCCACAGUGGCUUGCUCGUCGGCUAGAUGUUGACGUGAUUGUUUCAGGGACCCGUGAAAAGAGCCACAAGCCUGACGAGUUGUAUCAUAUUGCAGAGCGAAUGGCUGGGAAGCAUUCGCGUAAACUUGAACUAUUUGGUGGUUUGCGUAACCUAAGACCGGGUUGGCUAACUAUUGGAAAUGAAUUGGGUAGUACGCAUCUGGUAGAGCCUGCGUUGGUUGAAAAGUUUGGUGGAACGGCUUAA
Messenger RNA from Magnusiomyces paraingens, 999 nucleotides. RefSeq lists its product as uncharacterized. Bases 1 to 999 code for a protein of 332 amino acids. Gene Ontology annotation, molecular function: mRNA m(6)A methyltransferase activity. The record is from RefSeq and is a predicted model, not a curated record. Gene Ontology annotation, cellular component: RNA N6-methyladenosine methyltransferase complex; nucleus. The transcript has 6 exons. NCBI's taxonomy places the organism in Eukaryota, Fungi, Ascomycota, Dipodascomycetes, Dipodascales, Dipodascaceae.